This is a messenger RNA of Drosophila bipectinata, 1612 nucleotides long. RefSeq lists its product as uncharacterized. Lineage: Eukaryota; Metazoa; Arthropoda; Insecta; Diptera; Drosophilidae. The record is from RefSeq and is a predicted model, not a curated record.
UUCCGUGGAAUGAGCCGUUUGUAAACAACGUUAAAAUGGAUAAAGUCAAUUAAACUGAAAAGUACAAAUCUUAAAAAAGACUGGAAUCAUGAUACACGAAAGCAAUAACGAGUUUGUGGCACUCUCAGAUGUGGUACGAAAGCAAUAUGUUCUGUAUUUGGAGCGACAGUUACAGGAGAACGUUAAAGCCUGGGCGGGGAAAUCCAGAAACCAUCACCAGCCGACUGCUCUGGCCUGCAUCCCGCAGAGCGUAAUUCAGCUGGAGGACCGGGCCCUUAAGGCAUGCAUGGCGGCACAAGUGUACCAAAGAGUAAUGGUCAAGAUGAUAACCGUUGUAAGAAAAAACACCCAGGACUGCCGGCUGGCCAAUAUUAUUUUCGAGCAAAUUCAAUCUCAAACAAGUCCUGUCAAAGGCGUGGAGGCGCCCAUUAGGGGCCACCAACUAGAGGAUAAAGCCACGCAAACGGGCUGGAGUGAAGCUCACAAUGGAUAUUUAUCUCAAACAGAGAGGGAUGAAUUUGGUAGCCAUGAGCUACAGCGAAAAAUCGAUUUAUUUCAAGCUAGCCUCGAGGAAUCUGAAACUAAAAACGAAUCUCUUUGUAAGAUAUGUCGUAGUAAAACAAUGAUCACGGAGACGAAUCACAUGGACACUCAGGCCUCACCCGUUUGUGAAACUGAAGACGAGGUAGCCCAAGAGCUGGCUACGCUCUUUGGAGACGACCGCAUCGAUCUUAAUGAUAUUUUCGGCAUUGAGCCCACCGCUGUGACCGAUGAUCCACAGAUUUCAGUCAUACUGGAGGAAAUUGAAAAGGCCGAUCUGCCAUGCUCAAAAAAGACUGAAGAAACACCCUCCCCCACAGUUCCAUCUUCUCCAUCCGUUCCGGAUAGAGGACCAGAUCUCCGUCAGAGUCGCUGGCCCUGCGAACUCUACGCCCAGAGGAAGAAGCUUAAUGCCUGUCUGAUCAGAUCAUUAGAGGCCGACUGGCGGUGCGAGGAUAGAUUGAGGGAGAUCUUUCGGGACAUCUUUGGCGAGGACAGCGAUGAUGAGUUUGCCACUGAAAUCUCGAGCCCCUCGAUCGACAUGCUUGACGAGGUGCUGCUGGCCAGCUGCUUGCGCCGGAUUUGUCCUUGGAUUGUAUGUCAAUUAAUGGGUCCUCUGGAAGAUGGCUUAAUCGCCAAUCGAUUCCUGUUCAAGAAGUUGGCCAAGCAGCUGGCUCACUCGAUUGUUAUGAUAAAUCCCUACUGCUCGGAGCAGCAAAUCAAAAAGGCAGUGGAGCAACUUUUUUGCUUAAGACCUGGAGGAAUCCAGAGCGCACAUGAUCUAACCAACUUGCCGCCCCUGGAUGUGGAGAAAUUCGAUACUUAUUGAGUAUUGAUAAGUUGUAGAUUAAUAUUUUUAAAUAUCAGAAGACCCUCGCUAUCUGAAGAUAAGAAUAUGCAUUUCAUUUAGUCAUAUCAGUAUUCAUUUCCAAAAAAAUAGUUGGCUCGAUUAAGUUUCUUAACUUAUAGGAUUAAAAAUAAAUUAAAGUGCAAAACUAUUUAAGAGCUUCUGAGGAAGGGUCUGUGAUUCCAUUUCGAAAAGCCUAUAUCUUUACUAUAUCGUUCAAUACAC